Messenger RNA from Maylandia zebra (zebra mbuna), 1701 nucleotides. RefSeq lists its product as uncharacterized. Gene Ontology annotation, molecular function: protein binding. NCBI's taxonomy places the organism in Eukaryota, Metazoa, Chordata, Actinopteri, Cichliformes, Cichlidae. The record is from RefSeq and is a predicted model, not a curated record.
AUCACAUGGCGGUGGUGUCCUGGACUCCGUCUCCAGGUGCUGAAACCUACCACGUUGUCGCUGAGGCUGCAGAUGGACACACGCAUACCUGCAACACAAGCUCCACAAACUGCAGCUUAUCAGAGCUCCACUGUGAUGAGCAGUACACUGUGUUUGUGACAGCUGGCCAUGAGAACUGCUCCAGCAAAGCCAGUCAGAAUGUAACACUGAACACAGGUCCUUGCCAGCCAAGUGGACUCUCAGUUACGUACCAGUGUAGCAAUCAGUCCGCGACGCUGACGUGGACUCCCAGUGGACCAGCUAAAGACUACUACGGCUGUGCUCAGGCUGGAAAUGAAGACAUGCUUUACUGUCACAGCACAAACCCCAGCUGUGUUAUCAAUGGCCUCGACUGCGGAACUGUUUACAAUUUCUCUGUCCAGGCCUCAGACGGGACAUGCAACAGCUCCUUCAGUGAUCCUGUGCAGAUUGAAGCAGUUCCCUGUCCACCAGCUAUUGCUGAGGUGCAGCUUUUCCCAAUGCAGGACGAGAUCGAGGUGAUGCGUUUCAGCUGGAAACAGAUUACCUGUGGCGACACCGGUUACAUGCUCACUUUGAAAGGAAGUCUGCUGGGAGACAGCCAGGCCCUGUUCGAGCUUUCUUCCUAUUGGACAAAUGUGACAUACUUUGAGUUUCCUCUCGUCUGCAGUUCGAAUUACAGCGCCACAAUGAAGAGCAGGAAUGCUGCAGGCAUGAGCGACACAUCCAUGCCUGUUUAUGGAACAACAGCUCCUUGUCCACCAUCGGGUGUGGUGUACACUGGAAACAGCUCCUUUGCCACAGUUUCGUGGAACGCCUCAGUGUUUGCCGUCAACUACACGGUGUAUGACAACAGCAUAACGCCAAAGGUCCAGCUGUGCAGCACUGCACAGCUGUCCUGCUCUCUGUCCAACAUCGCUUCCAGCGAUCUCGCGAUCACCGCCAGCAAUGCCGCUGGAGAAAGUGAAGCAAUAAAUGUCACAAAAAUGGUGACGCACGCACGCAGGAGAAGAGAUCUCCAAGAACAGAUGUCACUGAAUGGAAGCAUCUCAGCUCCCGUGUUGGAUGUCACACACAUAACAUCAACAGUCAUUUCCAUCACAUGGUCUAAGGUGGAGGGUGCUUCUUAUUACAGCCUGCUGGUUAUAAAGCAAAGCAGGUCCCACGAGCACCAGCAGCUGACGGUGUACGGGGAGAGCAUCAUGCUCACUGAUAUGAGACCAAACGCCACCUACUGCAUCUCUGUGCUGGCCAUUUACGCAGACGCUAGUGGGCCAGAGUCUGAGCCCGUAUGUGUGCGGACAGAGAGCAGGCUUCCACAGUAAACAGAAAAGGCACUUCUGAGGCCUCCACACCUCUCCUUUUAAAAAUGGUUCCACUUUUAGAUGCCAAAUCCUUAACACACAAUACACAAGCACAUUAGAUUGUGGGAAUUAAUGUGGGUUGCUCUGCUCGUGUACCAUGAGAUGCAUUCAGCAUUAGCUUCCCCACUGAUAAUAAAGUAGUUGUCUUUAGAAUAAAAGGCUCUGUCCUCCAGUUCAUGCUUAUAUUAAAAACUCUUUAUAAAGAUGGGUUUAUGUCUACUGCUGGUUGAAGUUGCAUGUUCCUCCUGCUUUUUUAAUUCUCAUUUUGUAAAUUAUCAUCAUUGCUAAAUGUGUAUUUAACAUGCAAAUAAUUUUCAGA